CGCUGGGCGGUGCGAGGCGACGGGCGCAGCCCGGCAGCGGCAGCCCCCGCCUGACACUGGGGCACGGCCGUGCGGGCCGAGGGGAGGGGGCGGCGGACCCGGCCCGGCCGCUCCGCACCUCCGCCGAGUUUGGCCGGCGCAGAAGGGCAGCCAAAAGUUCAGCAUGCAGGAAGUUUGGAGGCAGCUCGGAGAGUAGAGCGUCGGCGGCGACUGCUGCUUCCCGUGCCGUGGGGUUUUGCUUUUUUUGCGGGGUUUGUCCCAUUCCCCCUACCCACCCUGCCCCACUCCCUCUCCGCCCCGCAUACAACUCUCCCAAACACACAAGCAACCCGCAACAAACAAAAAGUCCGGGAAGAGGUAAAGAACACGAACGAGGGAAGAACCCUCGGCGGGAGACCCGUUUCUUCGCAGAGACACGGUCCCGCUCGCAGCUGGUCCCAAUGCAACUGCUCAUCCUCCUUCUGCUCUACGCCGUCGUCUGUGCGAACUUCUGCAGCCGUCAGGGCACCACCGCCCCUGCCCAGAGCGGAUCUAUAAAAGCCCUGCGGGCCUCCAACAUCAGGCGAGAUGAGAGCAAUCACCUCACAGACUUGUACCGAAAAGAAGAGACCAUCAGCGUGGCAGGGAAUGGCUGCAUCCACAGUCCUCGCUUCCCCAGCAGCUACCCCAGGAACCUCCUGCUGACUUGGCGGCUCCACUCCCCAGAGACCACUAGGAUCCAGCUGGCUUUUGAUAAUCAGUUUGGACUGGAGGAACCUGAAAAUGAUAUCUGCAGGUAUGACUUUGUGGAAGUGGAAGAUGUAUCAGAGACCAGCACAGUUAUACGAGGACGGUGGUGCGGACACAAGGAAAUACCUCCAAGAAUAACAUCAAGAACAAAUCACAUAAAGAUAACCUUCAAAUCUGAUGACUACUUUGUGGCUAAACCUGGAUUCAAGAUAUGUUACUCCCUUGUGUGUAGCUCGAAAGAGACAGAUUUUGCAAACACUCAGGAAAUGGAUGAUUUCCAGCAUGCAGCCUCAGAAACCAAUUGGGAGUCAGUCACAAGCUCUGUCUCAGGGGUAUCCUAUCCCUCUCCAUCAGUGACUGACUCUACGCUCACGGCAGAAGCACUGGAUCAAACCAUUGCUGCAUUUGACACGGUGGAGGAUCUGCUCAAACACUUUAACCCAGACUCCUGGCAAGAAGAUCUUGAGAAUCUGUACACAGACAGUGGCCACCAUUAUCGAGGCAGAAGCUACCAUGACAGAAAGUCCAAAGUUGACCUGGACAGACUGAAUGAUGAUGUGAAACGUUACAGCUGCACCCCGAGAAACUACUCUGUCAAUUUAAGGGAGGAACUGAAGCUGACAAAUGUAGUUUUCUUCCCCCGCUGCCUCCUUGUCCAGCGCUGUGGAGGAAACUGUGGCUGUGGGACUCCGAACUGGAAAUCUUGCAUGUGCAUGUCAGGGAAAACAGUGAAAAAAUAUCAUGAGGUGCUGAAAUUCAUCCCUGAGGCUGGGCAUACCAGAAGAAAAGGCAGAAUCAGGAACAACAUGGCCUUAGUUGAUAUACAGCUGGAUCACCAUGACCGUUGUGAUUGUAUCUGCAGUUCAAGACCACCCCGAUAAAAACAAAAAAAAAAUUUAAAAAAAGUGAGAGGAAGAAAGAAACGAAAAGAAACCAAGACACACUAAUUACAUCUUACUGGAAUGUUUACUUUUAAGCAGGAUUGCUCUGAGGACCUUUACUCACUAUCAUUUGAAAUUUGCUACUAGCCUGCCUUUGCAAUUAGCAAACAUGAUCUCUGUGUUUCAGCAUAGCUAUGCUGAUUAGUGCCAUGGCAACUAAACAGGUAUAUCAUAGAUUUAUGUAUCAGCAUCCAAGAAUAUAAUAUUAUGGUUAUCUGCAGAUAGAGUCUGAGGGUUGAGAUUUUAAAAGCUAAAUUGCAGUCCUUACGCACACAAUGCCCACUGAAAUUAAACACCAGGUGCAUAGGUAUUUGUGGUAGCUGGCCAUGAAAUAGCUUUGUGUUUGUUUCUCACUCACCAGUUCCUACACUCAAAUUCUGCUGUCAUUUCUACCUCCUCAGCUCUCCUGAUAGUCAGUAGGGGUUUGUGGGUAUAAAUGAAGAGAGAAUUUGAGCCUGUAUAAGUGCAAAAUUAUUUGCCCCACUCUCAGAGGGAACUUCCCAGCAUUCUGGCCCAACAGAGUGAGACAGAAUGCAGAAAAUCCAUCACUACAGGAAAUAACACACCAGUAAAGUCAAAUCUCACUGUUUGUACUCGAGCAAAUCAUGUGCUGAAAUUAGUAGAUGCUUUGCAUAAGCCAGGACACUGAUCAUGGGAGAGGGGUGCAGAGGCUGAUACUUUUCCCUUGGUUACUCCAUGGGAGCCAUUGCCCAGGUGCUUCUGCAAGAGGGGGCUCCCACCCAGUCCCCAGAUGAAUCCCUCUAGGCUGGGACUGAUUCUGGUCACUACUUACCUAGUCUGGACUCCUGCCCCUUGCCCAGUUUGGCCCACAGUUGCCCAGGAGGAGUCCCCUCUAAACAAAAAGGGAGAGACAGCCCCUCCCCUUGUAUCCUCUUCACAGCAGCUCAAGGAGUGCCAUAUUUUCCCAUGAAGGAGGCGAAGAUAGGGCACUUGUUUGUUGAAAAUAUUGAUUUGUUUUGCAGUUGUGUUACUGGGAAACAAAACUGUGUUUGAGAUUUAAUUAUCAUUAUUUGGUUUGGGGUUUGUUUGUUUGUUUGUUUGAAAUAUGGAUUAUUAUAACUUUGUCAUAAAUGCAUUAAUCUUAGUUAUCUGAGGUUAGUUGUCUCAUUCCAGCUCUGUGUAUUGCCAUGGUUAAACUGUUGACAGUGAAUUUCUUUUUGACUGCAUUCUUCUGAAGCACAUUAACUCAUUAAGCAACGUCUGUCUGUCAUGGAAAAUGUGCAUAAUUUGUUAAUUUCCAGAAGAGUACUAUUAAACAGCACCUCAUAAUAAAAUUAGCACUUUAAAAGCUGCAGCAUAACUUCCUAUGGUUUUUAAAAUAUUAUGAAAGUGCUCUAACUGAAAAAGGAAAAAAAAAAUCCUUCUAAACUAGCUUUAAGGAUUUUUAAAUGCUGCUCCAAAAGUGCAAAAACACAGGCAGAUUUAGGUCUGGUGAAGAAUUGGAGUUUUGAUCACGAAUGUAAUGGAGUGAAUAGGGUGGCACGUUUAAUGGCUGAGGGUUUAUAUUUAAUAGUAGACAUAGGCUGCAUCAAAUCAUCCAUGUUGUCUCAUCUUUCUGUCUCACUGAAAGAGUGAAGUAGUUUGACAGUAGUGAGUUAUAAUUAGUGGAAACUGGCAUGUGCUAUAAAAUAAUAUAAUAUAAGGCUUUCAAACCAGUAUGUUUUAACACUCAACAGAUUCGUUACAAAAGCGCUCUAAUGUUCUGACUUGCCCUCUUCAUCAGCUCAAGUAUUUUUUAAGUGAUUUUUUAUAAUUUUAGCAAAACUUUGCUGAAAGAUCCCUUAGAAGUGUUGUGUUACUUUCUUUCUUGUACUUUAGCCUUUGAGAUUCAGAAAGUUUGGGGGUUUGUUAUUUAUAUUAAUUUUUCCUCUCUGGCUCCCAGAUGUCUAUUUAAAAAUGGUCCUGAAUGCUUACUUGGGAAGUGAUUCAUCAUUUUUCAAAGCAAUUCACAUUAAAAGAAAAGUCCUGUAACCAAAGAUUACCAGCUUUAUUUUGUAGUUCAGGGCUAUUUAAAGAACAUCUAAUUCUUUUUCUGUCUCUGGCUUAAUAACAAGAUUGACCUGGCCCUUCCAUAAUUUUUAGCUAAGUUUGGAAGAAAUUUGCAUGCGAGACCUUGGCAGUACGGAUUGUUUUUGAGAUAGUUGCACUCCAAUGUAUAUCUCUGACUGAAUUAUGCCUUACUUCCUAGUUAGCAUUGGUUGUAGGAAACAUCAGUUUCACGAGGCUUUGUGCUCUGAGUGGUCCUUAAUUCACACCCCCCAAGGGAAAGCUGUGCAGCAGCACCCACUGCGCCAGGCGUGUCCCACACACCACUGCCUGCUCGCCCAGUCCCACCCCAACAGCCACGUGUUGCGAGGGGUGUUUAUGCCUCCUAAUCUGGGGGAUCCAGCCACGUCUGGGAGCCUGAGUUACCCCUACAGGCAUUUGGGAGAAGCUCUCCCAUAGUGUGCCUUAGCCCCAAGGUUGAAAUAGCCCAGUGUGGAGCUUUUCUUUCUCUUUUGGUUGUAUAGAAAGGUUAGAAAUCUGAUUUGGACGUAAGUGAUACACAGAGGUAGAUACUAUGAAAAUUCCUUUUAAAAGGAAUUUCUUUUUAAAGACUGAACAGCUGAUAGUUCAGCUAAGUGAAUUAGAUAAAGGCAUCAGUAGAUGCCAGAGUCCAGCAGAAAAAUUCAGAUAAAGGUAAAAAAAUCCUCCUACUUAAUGAUGGGUUUACUUUCUCAGAUAUAGGCUAAGCUUGUCGCAAAAUUUAAAGUAUUACUCCUGGGACACUUAGUAAUGAAUGGAACCAUUCACUGCUUCAAGCUGCCAUACAGACAGUGUGCUCCCAACCACUGCAGGAGGGUCAAGGAUGGGCUUUGUUUUGCAGCGUAGGUUUGAUAACAUACAUGUGAACUAAGAAAAAAUCCACAGAACCUAGCCCUGAGCUUCAGUGACCCUGGUGAAACCAGAUACCAGCAAUUUUUUUCUUUUUAUUUAUUAGCAGAAAUUGCAGAGGUGCUUCUCCAUACUUUUUCCCCUUCUUUUGUCCAUGUAAUAAUUAUGUUGUUUACAUCCUAUUUUAACCUAAAGAGCAAAGCUGUUAAGAAACCUAAUCUGGUUCAGUUUUGUUGGUGGAAUUGGAACUCUCCAAAAUAAAUAUAUUUUCAAAGGCAAUUCAGAAAGAAUCCUAAUUUCAAACCACUUGUUAGCUUUUUAUUUACUAUAUUCUUCUGGGAAGGAUCCUACUUUCUCAAGUGCAAUCUAUGUAUUUUUUUUUUUGUUAUCUCAGUUAAAUGCAGCUUUCCUAGCAGUACUUUUUACUUUAUGCAGUAUGUAAUGUGUCUUAUCUUGAUGAAAAAAAUAAAUACUGCUUUUGAA
Molecule: messenger RNA, 5048 nt
Organism: Myiozetetes cayanensis
Lineage: Eukaryota; Metazoa; Chordata; Aves; Passeriformes; Tyrannidae
Gene: PDGFD
Product: platelet derived growth factor D
Exons: 8
Coding region: 441-1610 (389 amino acids)
Biological process (GO): positive regulation of ERK1 and ERK2 cascade; positive regulation of cell population proliferation; positive regulation of protein autophosphorylation
Cellular component (GO): membrane
Molecular function (GO): growth factor activity; platelet-derived growth factor receptor binding
Source: RefSeq, a predicted model, not a curated record